GAAAGGGGCUACCAUCUAUAAUCGCAAUCACCAACUCCCUUAUGUUAUAAUCCCUUGCGUUCAUAACGAUGUACUCCCUCCGUCCGGGAAAAGUUGUCCCCAAGGAUAUUUUGCGAAAAUCACCUCCCCUUUCUUCCGACAAACUACGCAGCCCUCCCUCCGUCCGCUUCUCUGCUCCGUCGCCUCGCCAGGCGCCGGCCACCUGCUCCGUCGCCUCGCCGCCUACUGUGUCGCCUCGCCGCCUGCUCCGUCGCCUCGCCGCAUGUCGGCCGCCUUCUCUCCCUCGUCUCGCCGCUUCUCUCCGUCUGCACUAGGAGAUCAAGAGGGAAGGGAUCCCCUUUUCUGUAAAGCUCGUGCCUUGCCGGCUUCGUCGGCGGCGCUCGAUGACCCGCUCCUCGUCCUCGAGCACCUCCUCCAAACCUCGAGCUCUGGAGACGGCGGUCGAUGACCCGCUCCUCGUCCUCGUGCUCCUCAUCCUCGAGCACCUCCUCCAGACCUCGAGCUCCGGCGGCGGUGGCGUGGGAAAGACAACCAGGGCAUGGGGAAGACGAAGACUUGCUCCAGCAGCUCGUCUUGCUCCUCGAGCUGGCGGGCUGAUGAUGGAGGACCUGCACUCUUGGCUCCACCAGCGCCGCCGCUGCCGCUUCUGCUUCUGCUCCCCGCUCGCCUACAGCGCAGCGAUUGGUUUGUGCAGCGAUUGGAGGAGGAAUGGGGUAUUGCAGAGGAAUGGAUGCUGCUUCUUUUGGUGCAGGGCAAUGGGGCUGCAGGGAAUUUGGGUGCUGAGGGUUCUUCUGUCAGGAGGAAGCAUGGUGGUGGUGUACAGGGGAUAAUUCCCAGUUUGUUUUGUGAACUUCACAUUCCAAAGGAGGGACAGAAGAGCAGUCUACCUGACAACUAUACAUGCUCAUUUCCUAGAACAGGAGCAGCAGCAGCACAAGGAGCAACUCCUUACAGCACAGUUUUGGAGUACACUUGGUGUAAAUCAACUUCACUAAUUUUCAGGUCCAUUUUUCAGGAAAAGUACCUGCAGCCAACAACAGCAGCAGAGGCAAUCGCCGACAGCAGCAACAGAUGCAGUCGCCAACAGCAGCAGCAGGUCCGCGCGGAGUCGAUCAGGCGGGCUGCAGCGGUGGCAGUAGGUGGUGGGCGGCGGCAGCGUCAGCAGUACGUGGCGGGAGGACAGCAGCGGUAGCAACAGGUCCCGCCACCGGGAAGACUCGCAUGGCCCUGCCUGCCGAAGUCAGCGAGAGGGGAGCAGUGGCUGGGGUUGCCGCAGGAGCGAGGAACCGGCCAGGGACCCGAGCAGGGCGACGAGGAGGAGGCGCCCGUCGAGGUGGUUGCCUUGGAGGAGCAGCCGCAGUCGGGGUCGGGCUCCUUGAUGACGCAGGCGGCGCCGGCGCUUGAGGCGAUGCUGCUGCCCCGCUUGCCGGCCGUGCUCGAGCCCCUCGAUAUCCUCCCUCCUCUGGGACGCGGCCGUGCUGCUCCCGUCCCUGGAGGCCUGGACGCGGCCGUCCUCCUCGGCGAUCUCGUGGCCGGCGGCGGCGGCGAAGUCCGCUGGCAGGUCAGCAGCGCGGAGGGAGAGCGCGUCCAGGGCCUCGCUGGCGGGGGCCGGACGGGGGCCGGAUCGGGCAACGGGAGGAAGGAGGAAGAAGCUGAGGGGGCUGAUUUGCAGCAGUUUAAAAGGCAGAAGGUCUUUUUUGUAAAAUUAGAGUUGAACUAACGCGCGGACAACUUUUUCCAGACGGAGGGAGUAUACCCCACCCGCAAAAAAAAACGAUGUAUACCUACAACCUGCAUCCGUCACAUUUACCUUCAUA
Molecule: messenger RNA, 1817 nt
Organism: Triticum aestivum (bread wheat)
Lineage: Eukaryota; Viridiplantae; Streptophyta; Magnoliopsida; Poales; Poaceae
Exons: 5
Coding region: 539-1192 (217 amino acids)
Source: RefSeq, a predicted model, not a curated record